AUGGGGCAGCAAUCGUUGAUCUACAGCUUCGUGGCUCGUGGCACGGUGAUUCUCGCAGAGUACACGGAAUUCACUGGAAACUUCACCAGCAUAGCUUCGCAGUGCCUCCAGAAACUCCCUGCUACUAACAACAAGUUCACGUACAACUGCGACGGCCACACCUUCAACUACCUCGUCGAUAAUGGCUUCACAUACUGUGUAGUUGCAGUUGAGGCUAUUGGUCGACAAAUUCCUAUUGCUUUCCUUGAACGAAUCAAGGAGGAUUUUACCAGUAGAUAUGGUGGAGGAAAAGCUGCAACAGCAGUAGCAAAUAGUCUGAACAAGGAAUUCGGGUCCAAACUGAAGGAGCAUAUGCAAUAUUGUGUGGAUCACCCUGAGGAGAUCAGCAAGCUUGCUAAAGUGAAAGCUCAGGUCUCAGAAGUCAAAGGAGUUAUGAUGGAAAAUAUUGAAAAGGUUCUUGAUCGUGGGGAAAAAAUAGAGCUUCUGGUGGAUAAAACAGAGAACCUGCGCUCACAGGCACAAGAUUUCAGGCAGCAAGGAACCCAGAUGAGAAGGAAGAUGUGGCUGCAGAACAUGAAGAUCAAGCUCAUCGUUUUGGGAAUCUUAAUUGCUCUGAUUCUCAUCAUUGUUCUAUCUGUUUGCAAUGGCUUCAAAUGCUGA
This is a messenger RNA of Prunus armeniaca (apricot), 660 nucleotides long. NCBI's taxonomy places the organism in Eukaryota, Viridiplantae, Streptophyta, Magnoliopsida, Rosales, Rosaceae. The record is from the annotation of a GenBank genome assembly.